Scatophagus argus is the source of this 4947-nucleotide messenger RNA. RefSeq names its product tetratricopeptide repeat domain 13 (gene ttc13). Bases 149 to 2650 code for a protein of 833 amino acids. NCBI's taxonomy places the organism in Eukaryota, Metazoa, Chordata, Actinopteri, Scatophagidae. Gene Ontology annotation, molecular function: protein binding. The transcript has 23 exons. The record is from RefSeq and is a predicted model, not a curated record.
CCGCAAAAUGUCAUGGGAAAUAUAGUUUAAUCAUCUUCUCCGACUCUGGAUCACUUGUUAGCCUCCCGGAGGGUUGAGCGGAGAGGGGGGGCGUGUUUGGUCGAACUGCAGAAGCUUCCGCUCUCUGGCGUCACACAUGUAACACAACAUGGCCCCUGCCAGCCGGGCUGUUGUUGUGGUGGUGCUCUCACUACUGUACCUGUGCCGGUCCGUCUUCGCUUCCGAGUAUUUCUCCACUCUCACUUUGUUCAACAAUGAGCUCCACAAGCAGGGAUGCAGCUCGCUGUCCGAGUGGGAAGAGUACGCGGCUGACUGCGGUAAAGGCUCUCUUUUCGCUGAGUCCUCAAUCUUACAGUUGGAGGACCCAGACUGUGAAGAGGGCAGCAACCCGCCCUGUGAGUCAGUCUUCUCACUUAAUGCAGAGAAGAUCCUGAACCAAGCCAAGUUAUUCAUAGAACAGAAAAAAAUCCCCUUCCCUGUAGAUAACCACAGCACAAACGAAGAACUUGCUAUAGGCUACGUUCUGAUAGGCAACGGCCUUUAUGAUGAAGCCAUCAAACACUUCUCGCUCUUAUUACAGGGCGACCCAGAGCUGGUCAGCGCCAUCUAUGGGAGAGGAAUAGCUUAUGGCAAGAAAAGUCUACAGGACAUCAAGAAUGCUGACUUGGCGUUGUACGAGCUCAACCGAGUCAUCACUCUGGAGCCCAACUGGCCGGAGGUCUACGAACAGAGAGCAGAGAUUCUGUCUCCUCUGGGUCGCAUCAGUGAGGCUCUGGCUGAUCUGACCAAAGCCAUCCAGCUGCAGCCCUCAGCCCGUCUCUACAGACACAGGGGGACGCUGCUCUUCAUCUCAGAGGACUAUGUGACAGCGAUGGAAGACUUCCAGCAGUCUUUAGAGCUGAAGAAGAAUCAGCCUAUCGCUAUGCUGUACAAAGGCCUCACCUUCUUCCACAGGGGCAUGCUCAAGGAAGCCAUUGAGACGUUCAAAGAAGCACUGAAGUUGAAAUCUGACUUCAUAGAUGCCUAUAAGAGUCUGGGACAGGCCUACAGAGAGCUGGGUGAUUUUGAGUCAGCGAUGGAGAGCUUCCAGAAAGCCCUCAUGCUGGACCAGAACCACAUUCAGUCUCUUCAGCUCCGAGGCAUGAUGCUGUACCACCACGGCUCGCUGCAGGAGGCCAUAGGCAACUUCAAGAGGUGCCUUCAGUUGGAGCCCUACAACGAGGUGUGUCAGUACAUGAAGGGGUUAAGCCACGUGGCGAUGGGGCAGUUCUACGAGGGCAUCAAAGCCCAGACCAAAGUCAUGUUGAACGACCCCCUGCUGGGACAGAAGGCCAGCUCCGAAUACCUCAAAGUGAAAUACCUCAGAGAGUACUCUCGAUACCUGCACUCCCACCUUGACAUCCCAGUAGCGGAGUACAACGUGGACCAGGAUCUACCAGGGAACUUUAAGAAUCAUUGGGCCAAGAACCUGCCGUUUCUAAUAGAGGACUAUGAAGAACAACCCGGCCUGCAGCCACAUAUCAAGGACGUGCUGCCGCAGAACUUCGACAGCUACAGCAGUGAAGUUCAGAAGCUGAUCUGCACAGCCGACCACCUGGGGGCGCUAAUGCAAUACGACACUCCUGGUUUCCUGCCCAACAGGAGGAUACACAGAGCCAUGGGUUUAGCAACGCUGGAGGUGAUGCAGGCGAUGCAUCGGACGUGGAGCAACUCCAAAGUGCGAGUCAACGGCAAGACCCGGCAAAUGCAGUGGAGGGACAUGUUUGACAUAGCUGUCAAAUGGAGGAGGAUCGCAGAUCCAGACCAGCCGGUCCUGUGGUUAGAUCAGAUGCCCGCUAGGAGUCUCAGUCGUGGCUUCAACAAUCACAUCAACCUCAUCAGGGGACAAAUCAUCAACAUCAGAUACCUGGCGUACUUCGACAACAUCCUGGACUUCAUCAAAGACCGAAUACUGGUGUACCACGGGGCGUACAACCCCAGAGGACUCCUGGAGGUCCGCCAGGCUCUGGAAAAUGUGAAUAAAGUAGAAGAUCUGCUUCCCAUCAUGAAGCAGUUCAACAGUAAAACCAGAGAUGGCUUCACGGUCAACUCCAAAGUGCCCAGCAUGAGGGAUCCUGGGAAAGAGUACGACGGUUUCACCAUCACCAUCACUGGAGACAGAGUGGGCAACAUGUUAUUCUCAGUAGAGACCCAGACGACAGAAGAGCGGACGCAGCAGUACCAAUCAGAGGUGGAGUCCAUCUACAAAGACCUCACAGCCAAAGGAAAAGCACUGAUGCUCUCCACUGAACUAGGGGAUGCAGAUGCUGUGUGUAACCUGAUCCUCUCCUUGGUUUAUUACUUCUGCAACCUCAUGCCCCUCUCCAGGGGGUCCAGUGUGGUGGCUUACUCAGUCUUAAUGGGGGCUCUGAUGGCCAGUGGGAAGGAGGUCAUCGGAAGGAUCCCGAAAGGAAAGCUGGUGGAUUUUGAAGCCAUGACGACACCCAGUCCAGAAGGCUUCAGUAAGACAGCAAAGAGCUGGAUGAACCUCAAGAGUUUGCCAGCUUGGUACCAGAGUCUUCCGUCCGUAGCAGAGACAUUCCCGUCGACCAGAACGAUGAUCGAGGUUCUAAACACAGACUCGUCCUCACACUGUCCAAAGAAGUCCUAACACGGCUUCGAGCAGACGCAGAGAGAAGUCGGUUUCAUGAAGUCUUAAUCGCGGAGCUUCUACACUGGGCAGAACAACAGGAACCAAAUCUUCUGCAGCCCAAACUUAAACUGGACUCAGUUCACCGAAAGCCUCUUAGCUCGAAUGAUUAUUGUGCAGAUUUUAAGACAGAAAAUCAAAGUGCUACGUGGCACAUUUCGAACGUGUCUCUUCCUCUUUUUCCUGACAUUGUUAGGUUUACAGAAAACAGCAGUUAAUCUUAUUUGUAAAUCGGAUCAGCCCCACAAAUCCUGCUCUCCUCUCCGUCAUCUUCACCCACACACGACUCUUAACACCACACGUGAAAAGUUUGACUUCUUGCAUCACCUGUGCUGGAUGCUUUCAAAUUCACUGAAGGCCAGUUUUGUCGCAGAACCUGAAUUUUGACUGACAUAAAAACUGAUUUCCUUUACAAAAAGAGCAAAAAUCACUGAGAUGUUUUGUUAAGGUGUUAACUGGACGAGUGCUCAUCAAGUCUCUGCAGUUCUUAUCUUUAUAAAAUACUUUCAGCUCACAGAAUGUGUUUAGUCAACGUUUGUGGUUUUAAAGUUCAGCUUUGAAGCUGCUGUUGAACAUUUUUGGCACAACACGACGUCGAAUUUGUCCCAGCUGUUUGGGGAAGAUGACGGAGAACUUUUCUGGGAUGCAGAAGUGAUUGUGUUCACCCUCACUUUUUCUCUGCUUUAUAGGCUUCACACUGAAACACCCAAAGCACAAAGUCCAUCUCAUGAACCGUCAGCAUGAACCCUUAUGUCACAUAGCCGUGGUUAAAAUCUUGUUCAGCAUUCGAGAUUGCGAUUGGCACUUUAUACUUGUUUUUUAACCACACACAGAGUCCAGCCUAUCAGCAGAAAAGAAGUUCAGGGAUUUUAAAAAACAUAAAACAAAAACGUUCAGGGCUAUUGAAUUCCACUUGGAUACUUGAAGCAGUCUCUUUUAUUUUGUUUUCUCGACACUUGCAGGAAGUGUCACCCCUGCUUUGUUUUUAAUGUGACCAAGAAAGCUUUGGCUGCUGAUCUGACAAGAGCAACAGUCAGAUUUCAUUGAGAACCACUUGUUCUAGGGCUGAAAAGAUUUGCCAGAUAAUCGAUUAUGUGAGCAAAAGAAAAUUACUAAAAGUCAGAAAGUGGAGAAUCAAGUAUUUAAUUCACUGGAUUUCAGUUUGCCUGAAAGGGAAGGUUUGCUGUUUUUCUGAGCUUGUCUUUCUAAAACAACAACAACAGUUUUCCUGCCUUACCUGAAAAGCUGUGAAGUGGUAUAUUUCCAUUUUUUAAGUCCAUUUAAUUAGUUUAAUGAGACUCUUAUGUCAUACACUUAGUAAAACUCAAAACUGCAUACGCGAGCAACAGAAAUGGAGACUCGUGAAUGUUCUCUGACUGUUGGGUCUUGUCGAGGUCUCAUUACAGAUGAGGGAAAAGCACACCACAUGCUGUUAUGUUCUUUGCCGUCAUUCCUUUUGCUCGCUUUGGAUGGCAUCUGUGUUUGUCACGUUUCUUCGUUCCUUUGGGAUUUCUCAUGAUUUCACAGCCUUUCUUUGAGACGCCUCAGAGUAAUAGUUGGGGGAGAAAAGAGCUCAGGUCCCUCCAGACGUCUUAACCAUCAAAUGCUGUCUGUAUGAUGUUUGUCCUGGUCCUCCGAGGGGAAGUUAAGGAGAUGUGAUGUUUACUUGCAGCAGCCUUAUGAAACAAAAUACUUGAGCGAGUGAUGUUGAGGCUACAUUGGUGUGUAUACAGCUGCUGCCUGUGUUGUUUAAUGACCCAUCGAUGUUGGUUUGAGCACGAGGAGGAAAGCAGGGAGCUCACAGAAUGACCUGAAAGUAUUCAGUCUUUUGAACAAAUUUCAACAACUUUCUUUGUCUUUAAUUGCAACACUUAAUGAAUUUUAGGCCUUUAAAUGCUCAAAUGUCGUGACCGAAAGUCAUGUGAGUGCUGCAGGAGUUCUUAACUCAACGUCCAGUAUCCUAAUUUGGUCAUUUAAUUCAAUACUUUCCUCAAUGUAAGAACAAAUGGAUGGGUUCACAUCUGCUUUAUUUUCUGCAUCACUGGCAGUCAAAGUCCUGCACUUGUGUUGCUUUGCGUCAUGUUUAUUUGUUCACAUAUCAGUGAUUGUGCUGACUGGUUGCCAUUUUCUUCACUGCACUGGGUGACUCGAUCACCAAGUGCUUCAGUGAGCUUCAGAGCUUAAAACUUGAAGGAGGGAAUGUUUUAUUGAACGAGUGAAUGGAUGUUCAGCAGUCAAUAAAACUGGAUGACAGUUUU